Molecule: messenger RNA, 2102 nt
Organism: Marmota flaviventris (yellow-bellied marmot)
Lineage: Eukaryota; Metazoa; Chordata; Mammalia; Rodentia; Sciuridae
Product: probable bifunctional dTTP/UTP pyrophosphatase/methyltransferase protein
Molecular function (GO): protein dimerization activity; nucleoside triphosphate diphosphatase activity; O-methyltransferase activity
Source: RefSeq, a predicted model, not a curated record
GCGGCCUCUUCCUCUGCGGCGGUGGCUCGGGGCCGGCGGGUCGGGGCCGCGGUCCCGGGGCCGGCGGAGUCAUGGCGCUGUGCCCGGUGAUCGGGAAGCUGCUGCACAAGCGCGUGGUGCUGGCCAGCGCCUCCCCGCGCCGCCAGGAGAUCCUCAGCAACGCGGGCCUGCGAUUCGAGGUGGUGCCGUCCAAGUUCAAAGAGACGCUCAGCAAAGCCUCCUUCCCCAGCCCCUACGCCUACGCCAUCGAGACGGCCAAGCAGAAGGCCCUGGAGGUGGCGCACAGGCUGCACCAGAAGGACCUCCGGACCCCCGACGUGGUCAUCGGGGCGGACACUAUCGUGGCAGUGGACGGGCUGGUUCUGGAGAAGCCCGUGGACAAGCAGGACGCCUACCACAUGCUUUCAAGGUUGAGCGGCAAAGAGCACAGCGUGUUCACGGGAGUGGCCAUCGUCCACUGCACCACCGCAGACCGCCUGCUGGAGACGCAGGUCUCGGAGUUCUACGAGGAGACGAGGGUGACCUUCUCGGAGCUGUCCGAGGACCUGCUGUGGGAGUACAUCCACAGCGGGGAGCCCAUGGACAAGGCCGGGGGCUACGGCAUCCAGUCGCUGGGGGGCAUGCUGGUGGAGUCCGUCCGCGGGGACUUCCUCAACGUGGUGGGCUUCCCACUCAACCGCUUCUGCAAGCAGCUGGCCGAGCUGUACUACCCGCCCCGCGGCCAGGACGUGCGGAGGGUCAAGCACGACUCCAUCCCGCCCGUGGACAGCUUCGAGACCCUCGGUGACCUGGACGCGGGCGACCCGGGACCUGUUCAGAGCCACGUGGACCCUGGCGCUGGCCCCGGCUCCCCGGGCAGCCUGAGGGGCGAGUCGGAGGCAGAAGGAGACCCGCCUGCCCGGGGCUCCAGCGAGGCCAGUUGCAACGGGGCGGUGGAGGCCCAGCCUCCGUUCCCGGCCGGCCUCCUGGACCUGAUAGACGGCUUCAAAGUGUCCAAGGCCCUGUUCACCGCCUGCAGGCUCAAGGUGUUCGACCUGCUCAGCGACGGCGCGCCCCGGGGGGCGGCGGACGUGGCCCGCGCCGUGGACGCCUCCGUGUGCGGGACCAGGAGGCUGCUGGAGGUCUGCGUGGCCCUGGGCUUGCUGCGGAAGACGGAGCAAGGUUACAGAAACACGGAGCUGGCCGGGCGGCACCUGGUGUCCGGCGGCGCGCGCUCCCUGCACGGCCUCAUCCUGCACAGCGACCAGCGCACCUGGGACCUCUUCAGCCACCUGGAGCGCACCCUGCGGGAGGGACCGCGGCCGCACCGCGGGGCUCCCGGGGACCAGCAGGGACAGCCGGGGGACCAGGUGGGCCCCCCCUGCCGGGAGACGCAGCUGCAGGCCCUGAAGGCGGCGCACACCCUCUCCUCGCUGACCGCCCGCCGCCUGGCCUCGGCCUUCGACCUGUCGCGGUUCUCCUCCGCCUGCCUCCUGGGAGGCUGCAGGGGCGCCCUGGCCUGGGAGCUGGCCCGGGAGUGCCCGCGGCUGGAGGUGACGGUGUUGGAUGUCCCCGACGAGCUGGAGCAGGUGUCCUGCUUCCAGCCCCAGGGCGGACCGACGGCGCGCGUCAGCUUGGUGCCUGGUGACCCGUCCAGGGACGCCCUGCCCGCAGCUGACCUGUACAUCCUGCCCCGCCUGCCGCCGGACUGGCCGGACGACAAGGUCCACCAGCUGCUGAGGAGGGUCGCAGGGUGCUGCCGGCCGGGAGGCGGCCUCUUGCUGGCGGAAGUUGCCCUGGACGAGGACCCGGGGGCCGCCCGGCGUGGCCUGAGGCCGAAGCUGGACCUGCUGGUGCAGACGCCGGGCAGGGACUGGACGCUGGGCGAGGGCCGGCGCCUGCUGGAGCAGCACGGCUUCGGGGACAUGCAGGUGGCGCCCGCCGGGGACUUCCCGGGCGCAGUCCUGGGCAUCCGCAUGCGCCCCUGACGCCCCGCAGGGGCCUUUGUGUGGGCGUCGUGGUCCCGAGGCGGAGGGAGCCCGGGGUCCCCACGCCAUCAGCUCAGUGGGCACGUGGGCGGGGCCUUGCGGGACGCGGAGAAUAAAGCCACCUUCCUCCCUGCG